AUGAGUGUACGGCAUCAACAGAUCGUCUUCUGUGUAUUGGAACAAUUUAGUUCGAUCGCAGUUGGAACCGGUUCCACUGUUCACUAUGAACAAAUAAGCGUACCGACUAAUGUACCUCAAGAAGUUAUUGAUGCAAGUUACGUUGUGUACAAUGCCCGUGACCUGGCUUCAUUGAUCGACAAAGCCGAGGAGUCGGUGCAAGCUCUUCGCGACUUGCGGUGCUUUGAGGAAGAAAAGAGUCACUUCAUAGUACACUACCUACUACGCAAAUUGGACAUUUCAACGAAAGAAGCUUGGAAUGUAUUGCGUGAAGGGAAAGAUGACUUCCCUUUCUACAAAGACCUGCUGUGCUUUCUUGAGCGAAGACUUCAAACGCUCGAGCAAACACAAUCAUCGUCGUCGCAGAGCGAGACUCGUAAAUCCACCAAGUCAGGACCAAUAGCCACGACGGAUCAUCGACGGCCGAUGAAAAUGACACUGUUUCGGUCUCGAAUUUCGACAAAUGUCAUCGGAGUCGGCGCUCAAGCUCAAACGACGGCCCGAUCCAUUGUGCAGUUCACAGUCAGCCCUUUCUUCGAAAGCCCUUGCAGCAUUCACGUCCCGGCUCUCGUUGUAAAUGAGAUCACCGGCAAACUACCCGGCCGUCAAGUCAUGUCGGCAAAUUACCCGCAUCUUGACGGUCUAAAAUUGGCAGAUUCUCACUAUGGCAAGCCCCGCAAGGUGGAUCUGCUACUGGGAGCAGACAAGUUUCCAUAUAUCAUUCGGCCAGACCUACGACUAGGCCCUGACGGGACUCCUGCGGCGCAGCAGUCGAUCUUCGGGUGGCUACUGACUGGCCCAACUGGGUUCACUGACGGAAAUACGCCGAUAGCAGUGACAGCUUUCCACACACGCACCGAGCCAUCUAUCAGUCAAGCACUCCAAAGAUUCUGGGAGAUCGAUGAGAUACCUGCCACAAGAUUUCUCACUCCCGAAGAGCAGCUCUGUGAGAAGCUCUACCUCGACACCGUCCGUCGUAGCGAGGACGGAAGGUAUGUUGUUCGACUGCCGUUGCGCUCCCCCGAACCUAUAACCGACACUCACGCGAUUGCUGCUGCCAAUCUCCUACGAUCAGAAAAACAGCGAUCCCGCAAUGCUGAAUUAAAUCGUGCGUAUAUAAAGUUCAUGGAAGAAUACGAAGCCAUGGGACACAUGCGCCUCGCCACCAAUGAAGAGAUUCAAGACGCAGAGUAUUACAUGCCACAUCAUGGCGUCUUGAAGCCGGACUCGAAGAAACUCCGAGUGGUCUUCAACCCAUCACAAAAGGGUAGCAACGGCAAGUCGUUGAACGACUACUUACUUCCGGGACCAAAACUUCAAGGCGACAUAACACUCAUUCUCACCAGAUGGAGAUUCUUCAAAUUCGCAUUUACGGCAGACAUCGUCAAGAUGUUCCGGCAAUUUGAUGUCCACGAAUCUGACCUCCGCUACCAACACAUUUUUUGGAGAGCGGACCCUCUACAACCAAUGCACGAUUUUUGUCUAACCACAGUUACCUACAGCACCGCUGCUGCACCGUUUCUGGCGAAUCGCACGAUGCUGCAACUAGCACACAAAGGCGAGUCCACACACCCCAAGGCCGCACAGAUCAUUCGGCAGCAAACAUAUGUCGACGACGCGUUUGCCGGCGCCGACUCGAUUGAAGAAGCACUAAUAGUAAAGGACCAACUAAUCAGUCUACUCAAGUCCGCUCAGCUCAAGCUCGGUAAAUGGUCAGCGAACUCGCCAGACCUAUUGAUCAACAACGACGACUCGAACGAACGAUCUAUCACAACGCAUACAGAAGACUCCGUCUCCACACUUGGCGUUCGGUGGCAGCCUUGCUCCGAUUACUUUAACUUCAUUGCCCAUCUUUCUGCAUCAAGGGAAAAUUAUACAAAGCACAGCGUACUCUCUGAGACUGCGAAGUUAUUUGAUCCGCUGGGCUGGCUUACUCCUAUAAUCAUCGUAGCCAAGAUUAUACUCCGGGAUAUGUGGCUGCACGGUGCGGAUUGGGAUGCGACGCCGCCAGAAGAGCUGGCGGAUCGGUGGGUCGACUUUCGUGAUGCACUGCCCUUGAUUAACUUAAUCAGGGUACCAUGGUGGACGAACGUUCAUGAGAAAACUCAGUGGCAACUGCAUGGCUUUGCAGAUUCUUCGGAGAGAGCUUACGGGGUGGUUGUGUAUGCCGUCACUCCCGGCACAUCGGCGAUUAUUUUGACUGCUAAAUCAAAAGUAGCGCCAAAAAAGGAAGAAACGCUUCCCCGCCUGGAACUGUGUGCAGCUUUGCUUUUGGCCCGUCUGGUCAAGCACCUACUCGACGGGUUGCCUCAUCUGCCGCACACGGUAAAUCUUUGGAGCGAUUCACAAGUGACGCUUGCGUGGCUGCGCGGCCACCCAUUAAAAUGGCCCACCUUUGUAGCCAAUCGCGUGAGUCAAAUUAACACUCUCGUACCACAAGCUCGUUGGAUGCACGUCCCCUCGGAAGACAACCCGGCUGAUAUAGCUUCUCGAGGAAUAAGCCCUCCCGAGCUUGCAGCAGCAAACCUGUGGUGGCACGGACCUAGUUGGUUACCUCAUGAAAGACAGUGGCCAACCCCGAGCUCUCAAGCUCCACAUUCUGAGCAGACCCUGCGAGCCCACGCAGUCUCCGCACGCGCACAGCACACGCAAGACGACGAACGUCUUGUUACAAUUUUGUCGAAACACUCAGACUACAAAAGAUUGUGGCGCAUCGUAGCUUGGAUAUACAGAUGGCGAUUCAACGCAAAAUUAAAUAAGAAAAACUGCUUAAAAGGACUUGCGACAGUCGAAGAACUGGACGCCGCUGAGACCGCCAUCUUCCACGUGAUGCAGGAAGAUAAAUUUGGGGCAGAGCUCGACGCCUUGCGCAAGAAGAAACAGCUUCCAAAAAAACGUCAUCUUCGACGACUCGUGCCAUUCAUCGACGAUUCCGGGCUUCUUAGAGUCAAAGGUCGCUUACAAAAUGCAAUACUCGAGUACAGCGAAAAGCAUCCUAUCAUCUUGCCAGGUAAUUCCCCGUUGAUUCGAUGCUACAUCGAGUACGUACACAAGCUCACGCUUCAUGGAGGUAUUCAAUUGAUGCGCAGCCACCUCGGACAGUCGGUCUGGAUCACGAACGGACUCCGAGUGAUUCGAGGGGUAUAUCAACAAUGUAUUACAUGUGUCAGAUACCAAGCCCGUCCAGAAAAUCAACAAAUGGCCCCCCUUCCUGAUUGCUGCGUAAAACCAGCUAGACUAUUUGAAGUGUCAGGUGUCGACUUUGCCGGCCCCUUCUCAAUACGGGCCUCCAAAGUUCGAGGUAGCAGCACAUACGUGAAGGCCUACAUAUGCAUCUUCGUAUGCAUGCUGACAAGGGCUGUUCACAUUGAGGGGGUCACAGGACUUACCACGGACGACUUUUUGGCUGCUUAUGCGCGCUUUACAGGACGAAGAGGAGUGUGUAGAGUCAUAUAUAGUGAUAACGCUACAACUUUCAAAGCGGCCUCGAAGGAGCUUGGUAGCCGACUUCGGGAAGUUCUGCAGAUGCCAGGAGGAAUCAUCAACCAAGUGGCCACCCAAGGGACGAUGUGGAAAUUCAUACCCCCUCGUGCACCUCAUCACGGCGGUGUGUGGGAAUCGGCCGUGCGAAGUUUCCAUUUCCAAAUUCCACUUCAAAAGAGUGGUAGGUAA
Trichogramma pretiosum is the source of this 3711-nucleotide messenger RNA. RefSeq lists its product as uncharacterized. The record is from RefSeq and is a predicted model, not a curated record. The transcript has 4 exons. Gene Ontology annotation, molecular function: nucleic acid binding. Lineage: Eukaryota; Metazoa; Arthropoda; Insecta; Hymenoptera; Trichogrammatidae. The coding region runs from base 1 to 3711 and encodes 1236 amino acids.